AUGGCACCGACCCCUCCCCUCUUCUCCGCCGUUUCAUCUUCGGCACGUCAGCUAUUGCUUUUACUCCGCUGCAUCUCUUUCGCUAAGAAAGCACUUGUCCGAGUCUCAGCCGAAGGCCUACGCUUCAGCUGUGAUGAAGGCAGUGCUAUGGAAGCCUUUGUCUUCCUCGAGAGAGCACUCUUCACAUCCUACACUUACAAUGCGCCACCACCACCAUCAUCUCAAGAUGACCCACCACCGCCGCCCAUCUUCGAGAUCAACAUGGUUGCCCUCCUCGAAACCCUCAACAUCUUCGGCCUGUCCGAUCCCAAUGCAAGCAAAAAGCCUGGCGGUUACGACGAUUUCGCCGCACACCGCUUAAACAGACAUUCAGGCAUCAACGCUUUUUCCAACCAUGCGAUGGGAGUCACCGGCGUCUGCAGGUUCGCCUACGACGGCGAAGGCAGUCCACUCAGCAUCCACAUGUCGGAGUCAGGCGUUACUACCACGUGCGACCUUACAACUUACGAAGCAGACAGCACUGAAGAAAUACCAUUCAACCGCGACGACUUGGCUCUGAAGACUAUCAUGCGCUCGAGCUACCUGCUGGACGCGCUGUCCGAGCUCAGCUCCAUGAACCCCACGGUCAUCAACAUUAUUGCAGCCCCACCCUCGCGUCUCGGUGCCAAUAUCUCGCUUUCGGCGACUGGGCCGUUCGGGUCAGCCAAUGUGGAUUUCACAACAAUCACACCGUCCGAGACGCCGGUUUUGGAGACUUUCUACUGCCCGAACAAGACAAGCGCGAGCUUCCGAUUUGCGAGCAUCAAGGCUGCACAACGAGCCAUGAGUGCUGCGACGAAGGUGUCGCUGCGACUGGAUUCGGAGGGUGUACUGAGUAUGCAGUUCCUGGUUGAAGUCGAUGCUGGCUCGGGCGCUGUGGCGUUCGUGGACUUUCGCCUCGUACCGUUGGUGGAGGGUGAG
Molecule: messenger RNA, 960 nt
Organism: Baudoinia panamericana UAMH 10762
Lineage: Eukaryota; Fungi; Ascomycota; Dothideomycetes; Mycosphaerellales; Teratosphaeriaceae
Exons: 1
Biological process (GO): DNA damage checkpoint signaling; DNA repair
Cellular component (GO): checkpoint clamp complex
Source: RefSeq, a predicted model, not a curated record